Molecule: messenger RNA, 2097 nt
Organism: Recurvomyces mirabilis
Lineage: Eukaryota; Fungi; Ascomycota; Dothideomycetes; Mycosphaerellales; Teratosphaeriaceae
Gene: ssr2
Product: SWI/SNF and RSC complex subunit Ssr2
Exons: 2
Coding region: 1-2097 (698 amino acids)
Biological process (GO): positive regulation of DNA-templated transcription
Cellular component (GO): SWI/SNF complex
Molecular function (GO): DNA binding; histone binding
Source: RefSeq, a predicted model, not a curated record
AUGGACAGUAGCUUCGCGGACGAGGACCACAACGCGCCUGGUCAGGCAUCAGAUGACUUGAUUGCGGUGGAGAAUGAGGCGGUGGAGGGCAAGGAGGAGGAGCAACAGGACACAGCCAUGGCAGAUGACGUGAAGGCACAAACAACCGACGACGCUAUCGCCCAACCCAUAUCAGACAACCCGCUCGACGCGCCCGAUGCCCCCGCUCCCGAAGCCGCAGCAGAGGAUGGUGGCGAGGAUGAGGAGAUGGGCGAUGCGAAAGACGGCACGGCUACAGUCGAAGCGACGGAUGUUGUGCCAGCAGUCACGAAAAGUGUGAUCGAGCAGUCGGCGCGCGCACAUCUGGUCGAGCAGAACCACGCCAUCAUCCUCCCCUCAUACAGUGCCUGGUUCGACAUGCACGACAUCCACAGCAUCGAGCGGAAAGCACUACCCGAGUUCUUCAACAACCGCAAUCGGAGCAAGACGCCGGCCGUGUAUAAGGAUUACCGGGAUUUCAUGGUCAAUACGUAUCGGCUGAACCCGUCCGAAUAUUUGACUGUCACGGCGUGUAGAAGAAACUUGGCUGGAGAUGUCUGUGCGAUCAUGCGCGUGCAUGCUUUUCUGGAGCAGUGGGGUUUGAUUAACUACCAAAUCGACCCAGACACCCGACCUUCAAACAUUGGCCCACCCUUCACUGGCCACUUCCGCAUCACAGCCGACACCCCACGAGGCCUACAACCCUUCCAACCCGGCCCGGCCACCACAACCACAUCUGGUAAGCCACACCCGAGCACCGACCGCGCAGCGACAGCCACGAAAGCCGACCUCAACCUCGAAGUACGGCGAAACAUCUACGACGACAAGGGGAAGGAAGUCACACCCGCCGCCAAGACCGAGGAUAGCAACGGCGAUGCGGCGAGGAGUCUAGAGGAUGGUCUGAAGCAGGACGGCAAACAGUACUUUUGCUACAGUUGCGGCAAAGACUGCACUCGUGUCCGAUACCACAACAGCAAAAACCCGCCCAGCGAAGCCACGACGUCGAAACCGACCAAAGAGCAACGCUACGAUCUGUGCAGUCUAUGUUUCCAGGAAGGCCGCUUCCCGAGCUCGACGACAGAUGCGGAUUACGUCAAGAUCGAAAAUGACCGAUACAAGUCCCUCGGCGACCGCGAAGCAGCUUGGUCGGAUUCAGAACUCCUUCUUCUCCUCGAAGGUCUGGAAAUGUUCGACGAUAACUGGGAAUCUGUUGCCGACCACGUCGCUUCCCGAACACGAGAACAGUGCGUGGUCAAAUUCCUGCAACUCGAGAUUGAAGACAAGUACCUCGAAGACGCUCCCUCCACCAACGGCCACGCCAAUGGUGGAGGUGUUGGCGCACAGGAUCUGAGUUAUUUGUCUGGCGGCAGACUACCCUUCAGCCAAUUCGACAAUCCCGUCAUGAGCGUCAUGGGCUUCCUCGCUGGUCUCGCGGAUCCGGCCACCACCGCUAAAGCGGCGGGGAAGAGUGUGGAGGAGAUGAGGCGGACGCUCAAGCUUCGAUUGGAAGGCGAUAGUGCUUCGGGAGCCGAGGGUGCAGAAACCGCCAAGGACUCGACCACGGACGUUAAGGGCGAACGUGCGGAGUCGAUGGAGGUGGACGACACCACCUCCCUCGCCACCCGCGAGCCUCCCACCACCACAACAACGUCCUCGUCAUCCCACGAUCUCCCGACCACAGCCCUAAGUCUCACAGCCGCCCGCUCUGCCGCCCUGGCCUCCCACACGGAGCGCCAACUCUCCGCCCAAGUCUCCGCGGCCGUGAACCUCCAACUCCAGAAACUGGAGCUCAAGCUCCAGCAGUUUGGGGAGAUGGAGGCGUUGUUGCAGGCGGAGAGGCGGGAGGUGGAGAGGAUGCGGCAGAGGUUGUUUUUGGAUCGGUUGGCUUUUCGGCAGAGGGUCAGGGAGGUCGAGGGCAGGAUGGGGGGGGUGAAGAUUAAGGUGGUGGGGCAGGAGGGGGCUGGGGUGGGUAUGGAAAUCGCGGGUGUUGGUGGGGCUGGGGGCGAGGGGCUUGGUGGAGAAGGGGGAGUGGAGCCGUAUGGAGAGGGGAUGGAGGGGUUUAUGAGGCAUGAGAUUUAG